Capsicum annuum is the source of this 900-nucleotide messenger RNA. RefSeq lists its product as uncharacterized. The transcript has a single exon. The coding region runs from base 1 to 900 and encodes 299 amino acids. Gene Ontology annotation, molecular function: zinc ion binding. NCBI's taxonomy places the organism in Eukaryota, Viridiplantae, Streptophyta, Magnoliopsida, Solanales, Solanaceae. The record is from RefSeq and is a predicted model, not a curated record.
AUGAGGAAGGUUAUUGUGGUCGACGACACUCAUUUAUACGGUAAGUACAAGGGAGUGAUGCUAAGCACGGUUGCACAAGAUACAGAGAACCAUAUUUAUCCCAUUGUCUUUUACGUCAUUGACAUGGAGAACGAUGCAUAUUGGACAUUCUUCUAUGAGAAGCUGAAGUCUAUUGUGGUCGAUGGACCAGAUUUGUGCUUUAUCUCCGAUAGGCACAAGAGCAUUGCCAAUGGCAUCACGAAGGCAUACAAUCAUGCGCAUCACGAGUAUUGCAUGAGGCACCUAGGUAAAAAUCUUUGGGUAAAUCACCACUACGGAGAACACCUCUAUCUAUUCUACAAUACGGCGAAGGCAUAUUCUUCUGAGGAGUUUAGCAACCAUUUUGUGGAAUUCAAGAACUACUGUCCUGAGGAAGCCUUUUUCCUUGAGCAUGAGCUUGGUUUUGGGAAAUGGAGCAGGCAAUAUUUCCCCAACAACAGGUUUAAUGUGAUGAUCAAAAAUAUUGCCGAGUUGGUGAACUCUAUGUUGAUUGCCGAAAGGGAGUACUCCGUGGCAUCCAUAUUCAAUUCGAUUGAUAAGAGGUUUGGUGAAAUAUUCAGGGAGAGGCGUGUCUACGUCCUCAAAUAUAAGGAUAACAAAUUUGUGCGUGCCUCCGAAAAGAUCUUAAAAGAUAAUAUGAGCGAGGGCGAAUCCUUCUAUGUGGAGAAUGUAAGCGGGGAUGAAAGAAAAUUCACUAUGUUCAACAGUGGUUGUACGGCCAAAGUCGACCUACUGGAAAGGUCGUGUUCUUGCUGGAAGUUUGACCUGGUCAAAAUACCAUGCGAUCACGCGAUGGCCACUUUACGAUUGAAGCACGAUGAAGAUUAUGGUUUGAGAGUCUAUGAUUACUCUUCGCCCUAG